Molecule: messenger RNA, 1221 nt
Organism: Drosophila sulfurigaster albostrigata
Lineage: Eukaryota; Metazoa; Arthropoda; Insecta; Diptera; Drosophilidae
Product: enkurin
Exons: 1
Coding region: 122-1096 (324 amino acids)
Cellular component (GO): acrosomal vesicle
Molecular function (GO): calmodulin binding
Source: RefSeq, a predicted model, not a curated record
AUGCCACACGUACAUAUUGUAAUCGGGUAGUCUACAUAGCAAAACUUAUAAAAAUAUUUUCACAAAACUUCCAUACUAAAAGAUCAAAGUUAGGUGGCUGCUUUGAAGGAAGACUGAAACCAUGUCACUGGUCUACAUUACACAUCACAACGAGAACAUCUUCAAUGUGGAACGCGAGCCGGAAAAAUCACAAGACGCAAAGGGUCGCGCCCCACAGGCUCAGGCUCAGGCAACGCAGGAUUAUGGCAAGCACAACACUGAAGAGAUGGCAGCUCGCUACGCCAAGGAGCUGCGCGACCGUCUCAAUGUGGAGUACAAGAAGCAUUCGGUGGUGAUGCUGAAGGAUGGCGUGCGUCUGCUGACGGAUGCCAAGAAGUCCCAUCAUCGCACCAUGGGCUGUGCCAAUGUGCCACUCGAUCCACCGUGCGCCUUUCUGCGCAAGAAUCAAGGCGUCAAAUGGCGUCGCGAGAAUCUUCACGUUUGUCCCAAAGGUGCCCACAUGCCUCCGCUGCCCGAAUGCGGCAAGAAGGAGAAAAAGUCCGAUAUGGUACCGAACUUUGUGCUCCGGAAUAUUCGUUGUGCUCGCAGUACUGUGCGUUGUCCACCGCCGCCACGCUACGUGGACACACCUUGUGGCACGCGUCAGAAUCUGCUCAACUCUGGUCUGGUGCCGCAGUACGUGUGCCGUAAGGAUUUUGGCCAGGUGCCCGUCUAUAUACACAAGACUAAGAAGAUGCUGACAGAGGCGCAUGAUGUUUGCUGCAAGGAACAGCGACGCCUCGCCGAACUUUGUGGUGGUCUCAAGGCGUCGAAAUCCUUGUCCGCUCAGAAGCUGCAACAGUCACAGGCGGCCAAAAGUGGUCCACCCGAUAUGCCCGGCAUGCGUGUGAUGGAUCAAGCGGAACGCAAUGAGCUGCUUGUAGGAUUGCGGGCACAUCUGAACGAGAUGACCAAGAGCUAUCAGUCCAUGUCGUUGCUCAUCGACAGCGAGAACAAGCGUCAACGCAAGGGCAAACUGGAGAGCGAUCUGCGACAGCUCGAGCAGGAUAUUCUGCUGCUCGAAACGAGUCCCAUUAUUUAUGUUUCGCUGUACUAAACCUAAUUAUUGCUUAAACAUUUAAGUGCACUUGCAAACAUACAAAAAAAACACAUUCAUUCUCACACACACACGUUUACAUUCUAAAAUUCAGUUGAAUAAAUUGAAAACAGGCGUGUGCUAAA